ACGAUUUACAUUUUCCACAUGUCCAUCAAUCUCGUUUUACAUGUGGAUAUUUUUUCUGCUGUUGAACUUGGAAGCGUUGAUAAAUCUUGUCAAUUUCAUAUAUCUGCUCCAGUUUUGAAUUGAUAGUCAGACCAGGAGAUCUUUAAAAACUUUUAGAAAAGAUGUCUUCAGACAUUCCGGAGAUUUUCAAAGCUCUGCUAGAGGACCCCUUCACUGUUCCUACAUUUGAUUACAACGACAAUGACAAGGAUAAGCUUUUUACGGGGGACAAUGUGGACCUUGGAGGAGGGAGCGGGAUGGGUCCGUCGGCCGCCCUGACCCCCGCCAUCUGGGAUAAGACCAUCCCGUACAACGGGGAGACCUUCCACCUGGAGUACAUGGACCUGGAGGAGUUCCUCAUCGAGAACGGCAUCCCCACCUUGUCCCUGGACAAUGCUCUCAACAUGGAAAUUGCAGAGAAGAAGACCGAGAAGUCAACCAGCACCACGACAGCCCUCGCUGCCCCAAUCUCCCUGCUGCCGGUCCUGGAACUAGACCAGUGUGAGGAGGAGGUGGUCACCGUCACCCUCAACAGUACUGAUAUCACAGCCAACACCGAGGUGGUGACAGACAAGGACAGACUGACCCCUGAAACCAUCGACCCGGAGGAGAUUGAGGUGAAUGUGAACUUUGAUCCGGACCCUACGGACCUGGUCCUGUCCAGCGUUCCUGGAGGAGAGCUGUUCAACCCACGCAAACACAAGUUCUCAGAGGAGGAACUCAAACCACAGCCCAUGAUCAAGAAGGCCAAGAAGGUGUAUGUACCUGAGGAUUCUAAGGAUGAGAAGUACUGGCAGAGGAGGAAGAAGAACAACGUGGCGGCAAAGCGUUCCCGGGACGCGCGCCGACUCAAGGAGAACCAGAUCACGGUGCGGGCAGCGUUCCUGGAGCGUGAGAACACGGCGCUACGACAGGAAGUGGGCGAGCUACGGAAUGACUUUGCCCGCAGCAAGAAUGUUGUGGCCCGCUACGUGGCCAAAUUCGGAGAGCUUGCAUUGCUGGAAGACCAGUAGACUAUUAUUGAUUUUAUUUGUGGUGUGGGUGAAGUAAUUGAAUCAAAUACAAUGGAUCGAUGGACCAGAAGAUGGAGUGUGGAAGAGAGUGAAUGAUGUUGCUGUGUAGAUAAUGUGGAAUUGUAUUAGUGACCGCUGCUUAUUGUUUUUAUUUAACUUUUUAUUUUUAAAAAUGUAGGGGGUAGAUCAGCUUUAAUAUUGCAAAUAGAUUGUAGCUUCCAUCAAUGUAAUUGUAUGCAUAAUUUCUUAUCCCCCCCCCCCAUAUAUUUGUUUUGUAAAUAUAUAUUUUAUUUUUAUUUUCCCCUAACCCUACCACCCCUCCCCUAAUUUGAGUAAACUAAUGGACAACAACACUUUGGCCUUUUACAGACAGUGUAUUUUACAAUAGUUGUUUUUAGUCCCAUCCUUCAGCUCCCCUUAACCCAUCUCUGAAGACCACCCAGUUUUAAUUUAGUUUUACCAUAUUUUUAACUGUGCUGUUUCACAAACGUUCUGAACCUAUAUACAUUUUACGGACACAGUAUAUUUUACAUUAGUUUGUUUUCUUGUUUUUAGUCACACCCUUCAGCUCCACUCAACCCCAUCCAUCUAUCUGAACACCAUCCAGUUUCGAUUUCUAUUUGCCAUAUAUUUUUCACCUGUGCUGUGAUGUUUCUGAACCUUUCUAUUCUCAUAGUUUCUACAGAUUGUAAAUUAAAGAUUUUUUUUUUGCUAAAAUUAUUAUAUUAUUGAUGGAUUGAUUGACUUUUCAAAUCACCCAGCAGUGCUAUUUGCAGAGUUAGAUCCAGGUAAAUGUUGCUAUUCUUCAGCCAUUUAUUUAACUUGGUUUUAACUUGUGGGAGUGCUUCUUUCAAUACACUACAAUGAGAAUGUGUAUUCUGAUCAUGUUUUGUACAACAUUUGCUGGUAAAGAGAUUGGGAUUGAGGGGGAUAAGGGUGGAUGACAUUUUAGUAAACUGAAAAGGGAUUUUAUUUUGGGGGGAUUUUAGUCUAAACCUGCAUGGAUUGUCCAUAAGCAGUUCUGGUUUUCAUAACUUUGCUUCCACGUCUCCCGUUAAUUAAAAUAUAAUACAAUAACUAAAAUGAAUCUGGAGACUGAUACGGCUUGGUAGUGGUUUUAAGACCAUGUUAGUAAGACCUUCAAUGCAAGUCUUUUCCUGUACAUGUUAACACUUGCUCAAACUGUACACAAUGCUUGGUAAUAUUUCAGUCCCUGUCUUGUAUAUUGUCCCAUGGUCUUUGAUCAUUGUUAUUUCCAGGAAACUUCUUUCUUCAGCUUCUGUGUUUUGUGUUAUAAAGAAAUGCUUAAAGUUAGCUUUAUUUUUCUGGACACUUUUUCCUUAUAUUCAAAUAACUCCAUACAAAAACAACCUGUUGACUUAUCUAUGACAUUACUGUGCAAUUUACACAUUUUCUGCAAUUGUGUUCUCAACCAAAUGUAAAACUCCAACCUUUCUCCUGUUUACUACUAUGGAAAGUGGUUUAUCCAACUUCUCUGGGACCUUGAUUAUAUAUGGACAGUUGCCACACAAUGUAAAAAGGUGACCGAUUCUGUGCUGUCUACAACGAGUACAAUACAUUGUAGUUACCUCAUGAAACUGGAAGACAGUCUACAUCAGAACUAUGGGGAAGUUUGUAUGUUGCAGUUUUUUAAUUCCUUUUGAUAAAUGUUGCUGUUUUCAAAUUCCUUUUGUCAAAAUCAGGAUUUUUUUUAAACUCAAUGUGGCUUGAUCUGGGCCUGUUUCAACAAGGACCUUCAAGUGUCUUCAGCUGACUCAGUGCAGUGCCCAGUCAGGGCAAUACCAUAUCAUACACUGAAAUUCAAGCCUCCUUUCAGUCCUUAGUGUUUCCCCCUUUGGUCCAUCAUGUUUCCUUGUUAUCAAGCCUGAUUGUCACUUUCCUAAUUCCUGCUGAUGUAACUGGAGGAAAACAAGUGAUUGCAGUGCUUUCAGCUCAAUUUGGAAUUUAUCUGAAGAAUUACCUUGAAGGUAGUCUGGAUGUGUUUUACGUUUAAAAAACAAUUGACGUUUUAAAAUUGGUUUUGUGCGUUGUGGUGAGAACCUUGUUCAAAUUGACAGCUUCAUUUAUUGGUUGUUUGCAAAAUCUGGAGACAAUACCUUUGUGUGGCAGUGAUUGUAAUUAUUUCUGUCCUUUGACUAUAACUCAAUAGAUCAAACAUGUUGGGAAGUAGAUGAUUGAGAACAGACAAAUCAAGAAUUUGAUUGAUAAACUAUGUACAUCUUGAUUAAACCAACCAGUGAACGAUGUCAGGAAGGGAAACCGACUGGAUUGGGUGCCCCCUAAACACUAGCACAAUUACUUUCUUACACGACAACCAAGAAAAUGUUAACAUCUGUUAUUCAACUAGUGCAGGGGAAAUUCUUAACUGUUUGAGAAUUGUCUAGACUUAGUUUCUACAUAUUGUUGCAUGUGGCUACUGUAUGUCCUGUAUAUAUAAAUAAAGUUGUUGAAAACA
This is a messenger RNA of Oncorhynchus masou masou (cherry salmon), 3528 nucleotides long. RefSeq names its product thyrotroph embryonic factor-like. Gene Ontology annotation, molecular function: RNA polymerase II cis-regulatory region sequence-specific DNA binding; DNA-binding transcription factor activity, RNA polymerase II-specific. The transcript is spliced from 5 exons. The coding region runs from base 162 to 1052 and encodes 296 amino acids. Gene Ontology annotation, cellular component: nucleus. Gene Ontology annotation, biological process: regulation of transcription by RNA polymerase II. The record is from RefSeq and is a predicted model, not a curated record. NCBI's taxonomy places the organism in Eukaryota, Metazoa, Chordata, Actinopteri, Salmoniformes, Salmonidae.